Molecule: messenger RNA, 1174 nt
Organism: Scleropages formosus (Asian bonytongue)
Lineage: Eukaryota; Metazoa; Chordata; Actinopteri; Osteoglossiformes; Osteoglossidae
Gene: mettl18
Product: methyltransferase 18, RPL3 N3-histidine
Exons: 2
Coding region: 97-1080 (327 amino acids)
Biological process (GO): peptidyl-histidine methylation, to form tele-methylhistidine
Cellular component (GO): nucleus
Molecular function (GO): protein-L-histidine N-tele-methyltransferase activity
Source: RefSeq, a predicted model, not a curated record
GAGUUGUAGUCUCUACUAGUCUCCGUCCGCAAGUGUCGCGGCACGUGCAGGAAGCGUGCGCAUUUCUGCCGUUUUUGUGAUGAUAUUUGUGGUAUAAUGGCGUUUUGUUUUAAUUUCGAUGUCGGGAUCGAGACAAGGGACAAACCAGCCACGACUCGGAAGGAACAAGCCCAAAUGAAACAGGGUUUAACAGACUUCGAUGGUGCCACAGAUCAUGGGCCCACGGGGGUUGUGAAAGAAGCCAGAGAGCAUCACCCUCAGGAUGAUCCAUACCUCCUGGAGAACCUUGUCUUCGAAACCUUAAACGUGGGAGCCCUGCCCCCGAUCCAGUACCUCAAUGAGACUGUGCUGGAGAAAACGGCUUCGGAGCACACCGAUGAUGAGGACGUUCUGUCCCAGAGCGCAGCCCUUCGUUCAGACCUCAUCUCAGGUGUCUAUGAGGGUGGCCUCAAGAUCUGGGAGUGCACCUACGACCUCCUGGCGUUCAUUAAUGACAGAGGGGUGGUCUGUGCCGGAAAGAGGGUGCUGGACUUGGGCUGCGGAGCAGGACUGUUGGGCAUUGCUGCUCUGAAGAUAGGAGCCAGCGAGGUGCACUUCCAGGAUUACAACAGCACCGUGAUCGAGCGGCUGACUUUACCCAAUGUCCUUCUGAACUGCGACGGUGACAGCGAGGAGGAAGAAGAGAAGGACGGCAGCCCGUCUUUGAAGAGAAGAGCCACAGACCAGUCGCAUUUAGCCAUGCUCACCAAGUGUAGGUUUUUCUCUGGUGACUGGACAAGUUUUGUACAGCUGAUGCUUGGUAGUGGCUCAGGGAUGCACUAUGACCUUAUACUGACCUCGGAGACCAUCUACAAUGAGGCGUACUACCCUUCUCUUCACCAAGUCUUCCACAAGCUCCUGGCUCCGAAUGGUCUUGUGUAUCUGGCCACAAAGUCACACUAUUUUGGUGUUGGUGGAGGUCUGCUACUCUUUCAGGACUUUGUGGAACAAAAGGCAAUUUUUGACCUGAAAUGCUUGAAGACCGUGAAAGAAGGUCUCCAGAGGCAUGUGGUGGUCAUGAGUUGGAAGAAAUCUAACUGAUGUCUGUAUUUGGGUUCCAGUUUUUAUGAAACACCUAGAACUCUAUGAUCUGGACACUUGUGUUGAAAGACUGAAGCAUUUGUUUGUACACCAA